Messenger RNA from Haemorhous mexicanus (house finch), 2047 nucleotides. RefSeq names its product phosphoribosyl transferase domain containing 1 (gene PRTFDC1). Gene Ontology annotation, molecular function: hypoxanthine phosphoribosyltransferase activity. NCBI's taxonomy places the organism in Eukaryota, Metazoa, Chordata, Aves, Passeriformes, Fringillidae. The coding region runs from base 277 to 843 and encodes 188 amino acids. Gene Ontology annotation, biological process: purine ribonucleoside salvage. The transcript is spliced from 9 exons. The record is from RefSeq and is a predicted model, not a curated record.
CGGAACUCUGGGAGGCCCCAGGGGGUCUGCGGGCGCCGUGAGAGAGGGUUGGGCUGCCCGUGUUCUGCUGGGGUGGGAGACAGCCCGAGCCUCGGCAGUGCGUUUGGAGUGCCUGUAGGGAUGGAUAAAUGGUGCAAAAAUGAAGGAAUGUGAUCCUUAUUCUGAUAGACACCCCAGUUUCUCCUGUGAAGCAAAUGCCAUCACUGCCACCACCUUAGAUUUCAGACAAUUGGCCUGGAUACAGUCUGGAUUUGUUCACUUAUCCUCAGCACUACUAUGGUGACCUGGAAUAUGUGCUCAUUCCUCAUGGCAUUAUUGUUGACAGAACGACUGGCAAAAGAUAUUAUGCAAGACAUUGGAGACAAUGAUAUUGUGGUUCUCUGUGUCCUCAAAGGUGGCUACAAGUUCUGUGCUGAUCUUGUGGAGCACAUUAAAAAUCUUAGCAGAAAUUCAGAAAGGUUCAUCUCUAUGAAAGUCGAUUUUGUUAGACUGAAAAGUUACCACAAUGAUCAGUCUAUGCAAGAUAUGCAGAUAAUUGGAGGAGAUGAUCUUUCAAAGCUGACUGGCAAGAAUGUUCUAAUUGUGGAGGAUAUUGUUGGAACUGGGAGGACCAUGAAGGUUCUGCUUAACAAUAUAGAAAAAUACAAGCCAAAAAUGAUUAAAGUGGCAAGUUUGUUGGUGAAAAGAACAUCUCGGCCUGAUGGGUACAGACCAGAUUAUUACGGAUUUGAAAUUCCAGAUUUAUUUGUGGUAGGUUAUGCCUUAGACUACAAUGAGCACUUCAGAGAUUUAAACCACAUAUGUGUUAUCAAUGAUCAUGGCAAAGCAAAAUACAGAGUCUGAAGCAGUAACAUCCACACCUGAAUAUUUCUGUGAAGCAGAAAUUUGACUACAGUCCCUCAAGCAUCUCCCAGAAAAGCAAUUCAACUGGCUUGUGUGUCUUUCAACUCAGUAUAACAAGGGCUUUACUCUAGAGAUGCUGAUGAAUAUUUACAGAAGUGAGAGGUCUUAUCUAAAAUGUGAAGCGUAGGACUUUUACAGUUACUACCUUUAUUAAGUAUUAAAAUUACCACCUAAGAUGCCUUUUGAACUAAUAACUUAUCUGCCUCAGGUCUCAUUGGGAACACAUCUUUUCUUUGCUCAGUUCUUCAUUCCACCUAUUGCAAUUCAUGUACUUCACUGUGUUGCACAAGAUAGUUCAAAAGUGCCAUUCUGUACAUGAGGAUUAUUUUAUAAGAUUUUAUUGACUUCAUCAUGCAAAAUUGAAAGCAUCAUUUUGACCUUAUUCAAAAGUUUCAGUGGAAGUUCUAUGUUGUUUUGCAAUUCAUUACCCAUUCUUCAAAACAAAAUUUUAGCUCUCAGAAUGUGCUGAAUUAGAGUGCAGGUCAAAAUGAACCUUUGCAAGACACUGUUGAUCCAAAGUUGGAAGAUAUCAUGGUUCUGAUAUGUCAUGUAGCCAUAGAUCUGACCUGUUUAAUGUCCUGAAUUUUAAUCAAGACAAACCAAUGCCAGGCAGGUUUGAAUUUCUGCAUGGUAUCCCUUUCUUCUCUAGGAUACAAACAAGUAUAAAAAUUAACAGUGUUCUCCUGAGCUUAUAUUCUUAACUAAAACUCAUUAAGCACAAAAGUUUAAUGUUAGUCAGACAAUUAUUCAGUUAUGAUUUGAUUUUUGUAACGUGUGUAAGUAGAGACUUUUUGUAACCAUCUGUCAUCUUUGAGAAUACAGGUCUGACAAUGCUGAGGAAGGCUUGUAUAGAAAAAAAAGAAAAAAUAUAUAGGACAACACAGAGAACCAGUUAAUGCGUGAGUGUUGUAGACUGUAGUCUCCUUCCUUAAUAGAUCAUGUUUGAAGAAAUUUGUGAAUUUUAUGUACUGUAUUAGCUGUGAAAAGUUUAAUUCUGUAUUAAAUACAAGUGUUCUUAACAACUUCCCGAGGGAAACCAAUGCAAAGUAGCUGAGUAUCAGUAGCAUUCCUCUGAACUGUGAGAGGCAGAUUGUUACUAGCUGCAGAUUCCUAUAAACUAAUAAAGAAACAUUAGGAAUACUUA